UCACACUCAAGAUCGAAUGAAAAAUUGGGUGCACAUCCCAUGGGAGUGCUGGAAAAGUCUGAAUAUAACUACUUGUCACGAUCUUUGUAUGUGACCGAAUUAAAUCUCUGCAGCUCUACAGUUCAGUCAAAUCUUUCUCGCGGAGCAAACCCGCGUCGCAACAAAUGUUAUCAUGCAAUACACAGAACAAUUUCCAAGAAAAAUGAGUGAUGAAUCUAUCAAGCCGCACCAGAAAGCGUCACCUCCCAGGCUCCUUCAAGUUAAAGAUCCGAUCUUUGAUCACCCUCAGAGCCGCUCCUCUCUCUUCCUUAGCAGCCGAAGACCCACGUACAGAUUCGAACGAUGAACACAAUUCAGCGAGUUUUGGCUAUUCCCAUGUCCCCAGAACCCCCCAGUUGGUAUCCUCCGGUGACGUGAGUGAUCGGCGUGAAUUCGAUGAGGUAGUCGAGUCGAAUAAGCAGAUCGCUCGGUGCCUUCGAGCCAAUGACUUGGAUUCUGCUCUCAGAGUGUUCGACGGCAUGAGGGUCAAGACGCUUGUCACUUGGAAUUCGAUUCUUGCCGGGUAUGCCAAGAGACCGGAGAAAUUUCAGGAAGCCCGCAGGAUGUUUGAUAAAAUUCCUGAACGAGAUGCUGUUUCGUAUAACAUCAUGUUGGCUUGUUAUUUGAGGACUUUUGGCCUGAACACGGCUCGGGCCUACUUCGAUAAAAUGCCCGUGAAGGAUGUCGCCUCUUGGAACACGUUGAUAUCGGGGUAUGUUCGGAAGGGGGAGAUGGGUCGGGCGUGUGAGUUGUUUUCUGCAAUGCCUGAGAAGAACAGUGUCUCAUGGAGUGCGAUGAUAUCUGGGUAUGUGGAGUGUGGUGACCUGGAGUCAGCAGUGAGAUUCUUUGAGGCUGCACCAAUUAAGAGUGUAGUGGCUUGGACAGCGAUGAUUAAUGGAUAUAUGAAAUCUGGAAAGGUCGAAGCUGCGGAAAAGCUAUUUCAAGAGAUGCCUGGCAGGAAUUUGGUGACAUGGAAUGCAGUUAUUGCAGGUUAUGUUGAGAAUAGUCGUGCUGAGGAGGGUAUGAAGCUAUUUAAGAACAUGAUGGGAUAUGGAAUAAGACCCAAUCCUUCUACUUUGAGUAGUGUUCUACUGGGCUGUAGCAAUUUGUCUGCCUUGCAGUUGGGCAAGCAAGUUCAUCAAUUUACCAUUAAAAGCCCAUUAAGUAGCGACACAACCGUGGGCACUUCAUUGAUCAGCAUGUAUUGGAAGUGUGGAGAUUUGAGGGAUGCUAGGAAGUUGUUUCUUGAGAUGCCUCAUAGGGACAUUGUCUCUUGGAAUGCGAUGAUAUCAGGGUAUGCUCAGCAUGGUUUAGGACAAGUAGCUCUUACUUUCUUUGAUGAGAUGAGAAAUGAGGGAAUUAAACCAGAUUGGAUCACUUUUGUUGCUGUAUUAGUGGCUUGCAACCAUGCCGGGCUGGUUGAUCAAGGAGUAAAGUUUUUUAAUUCUAUAAUAAAAGAUUAUAGAGUUGAAGUGAAACCGGAUCACUACUCCUGCAUGGUGGACCUCCUGUGUAGAGCUGGAAAAUUAGAUGAAGCUAUAGAUUUGAUAAAGAGAAUGCCUUUUAGACCCCAUUCAGCUAUAUUUGGAACACUUUUGGGUGCGUGCAGGAUCCACAAGAACUUGGAGUUGGCUGAAUUCGCUGCCAAGAGUUUGCUCAAUCUUGAUCCUACAAACGUGACUGGUUAUGUUCAAUUGGCCAAUGUUUAUGCAGCAAUGAACAGAUGGGAAGGAGUCAGUGAGAUUAGGAAAUCGAUGAAACAAAAUAAGGUGGUCAAAACACCAGGCUAUAGUUGGAUUGAGGUAAAAAGUGUUGUUCAUGAGUUCAGAUCAGGAGACCAGAUUCACCGUGAACUACCUUUAAUACACUCAAAACUGGAUGCCUUGGUGAAGAAAAUGAGACUAGCAGGAUAUGUGCCAGAUCUUGAAUGUGCAUUGCAUGAUGUGGAAAAAGAGCAGAAAGAGCAGCUUCUCCUUGGACACAGUGAAAAGUUGGCUAUUGCUUUUGGGCUCAUAAAGCUUCCACCAGGAAUACCGAUCCGGGUUUUCAAGAACUUGAGGAUUUGUGGGGAUUGCCACAGUGCUGCAAAAUACGUAUCGGCAAUUGAAUGUAGAGAGAUUAUUGUCAGAGAUACCUCGAGAUUUCAUCACUUCAAGGAUGGAAUUUGCUCCUGUGGAGACUAUUGGUAGGGACGUAUGCAGAUUAUCUGCUAAUGGUCAUCCAACCGGCAUAGAUGUCUUUUGUCAGUAGUGAUGAUUAUGAGAUAGUGCAUCUUCUGAGGACUCACUCUUGCUAUGAUGGUCGCGAGUUUUCAAAUUCUAACAUUUUAAAACUGUAUCUCCCUUAUCACACCUUCCAGUUGGAACUUUUCUAGAGAAAUCACAUUGGUAUGAGGAGAAGAUUGAAUUUACCAAGUAUGGUGCAGCUUGAGAGCUAGGGGCAUGAAAUGGCAUAUUCUUCAGGAGGAUCGAUCUGAGGACUAACUAUUGCUUUUGGGGGGGGGUAUGUGAAGGUUUGCACAUGUCCGACCAAAAAAAAAAGUUUUGCACAUGGGAGAUGCCGCUAGGAAGCGAAGGUGAAUGUUUGCACAUGGAAGGUGCUGCAAGGAACCGAAGGCAAUUGAUUCAAGGUUCCUAGAAGCCACUAUUUAUUCUUCAGGUUUGAGACCAUCGUGUUUUCGCCUGCUGGACAUAGGAGUCUGAGUUCAUGUUUAGUGCUCGGCCUGUUUUAACUUCUAGAUCAAUGAGUUUAAUGCAUCUUUUCUGGGGUAUGCACCUGAUCCAUAAAGUUACAGUGCAUAGUUGAGAUGAAAGGCGAGAUCAUUGGAUGGUUACCUAGACAGUUACCUAGACAUCAGUUUCAUGUGCUCGAGGGGUCAAAAGAUGACGCAAUGGAGUGGCCACGGCUUGCAUCCUGAUCAAGAGAUUCACCGUGCCUCCGUGCUUAUAGCUCUGGUUUAGAGAGAAUCAUGGAUCACUCAACCCCUAUUUCAAUAAUUGUUCCUUGUUCACCGUCGCAACAAUGCUGAUCGUGCAAAUUUUUAAUUCCAAUUCAAAAAUUUCAAUGAGCGUUGCUCAUGUUAUUUGCA
This is a messenger RNA of Eucalyptus grandis, 3127 nucleotides long. Its product is annotated as pentatricopeptide repeat-containing protein At4g16835, mitochondrial. The record is from RefSeq and is a predicted model, not a curated record. NCBI's taxonomy places the organism in Eukaryota, Viridiplantae, Streptophyta, Magnoliopsida, Myrtales, Myrtaceae. Gene Ontology annotation, molecular function: zinc ion binding; protein binding; RNA binding. Gene Ontology annotation, biological process: RNA modification. Bases 210 to 2228 code for a protein of 672 amino acids. The transcript has a single exon.